GCCUGCACGCAACUCGAAGUUGCAAAAUGAUAAUCGAAAACAACUCGACUUUAAAUGGUAACAAGACCGAGAGGAAGUCGAGUUAAUCGUCAAAACCGUUUCAAAAUAAAACAUCCAGUACGAAAUUUAUACGCGAAAAUUUAUCAAGAUUGCCCGUUGGCAAUUUUAAUACGUUUGUGCAAUCGCUCCACUAACCAGCUCGCACGUCAGCUGCGGUAACUUUUUAUAACGUGAUAAAAGCCAAUUAACCGACUAACGACAUGAAGAGAGCAAAGCGGCGACAGCCUCGCCAAGAGACCAACAUGUUUAAGAUCGACUUCCAAUCGCUUAUGCUAUUUUUGAUUUUCGGCGCCGCCUUUAUCCUCGUCAUUGCAUUCCAACCCUUAAGUAAAGAAGAGCAUAUCGAACGCUAUAACAAAAUGAGUGAAGACGUAGAGCCAUUUAGAAAGAAUUUAACAGAAUGCGCUCGCCAAGUCAAAGCGUCUAUGGUCGACGUCGAACACUUUUUGAAAAGAAUACCGCAGUCCACAAUGCAGGGUAAAUGCUUCGUCGCUUGCAUAUUAAAACGGAACAACAUUAUCACAAAGAAUAAAGUGAAUGUAAAGAAUCUUCUAGAAGCUAAUAGGGCUGUGUAUGGAGAUGAUAGUGAGGUGCUUGCACGUUUGAAAACAGCGGUAAAGGAAUGUUCGGAGGUUGUAGAAGGCGUGUUUGAAAUCUGCGAGUAUGCAUCAGUGUUUAAUGACUGCAUGCAUAUGAAGAUGGAGCAUUUGCUCGACCGCAUGACCAUGGAGCGGCGAAUGGAGGCCCUGGGACAGAUGACGAGCAACCCUGACGAGUGGAGCGACGACGAGGACGAGAUGCUCAAGCUUGUUAAGGAUGAACUUUAGUAAAGCUCUUUCUGUUAGUAUAUUGUUUAUUUGGUGAAUACUUAGAACUGUCUUCGCAUAAUCUUUAAUUUUACGAGAA
Manduca sexta (tobacco hornworm) is the source of this 966-nucleotide messenger RNA. RefSeq lists its product as uncharacterized. NCBI's taxonomy places the organism in Eukaryota, Metazoa, Arthropoda, Insecta, Lepidoptera, Sphingidae. The transcript has a single exon. Gene Ontology annotation, molecular function: odorant binding. Bases 261 to 887 code for a protein of 208 amino acids. The record is from RefSeq and is a predicted model, not a curated record.